AUGGGCAGCGUGAUUGCGGGUAUCGCAUUUGCAAAGGCUCCUGACUGGAUCGGUCGAAAAUGGGCUCUGUUUGUCGGUGCGGUCGUCACGAUCGUGGGUGUCGUCCUCCAGACUGCCGCCCAGAACAACGCCAUGUUCGUCAUUGCGAGGAUCAUCAUUGGGUUUGGAACCGGUGCCUCGUCCAUCGCUGCUCCGGUGUACCUGUCUGAGACGGUACCGGACAAGCUCCGAGCCCUGUCGCUGGUUCUGCUUUACGAUUCCUGGUAUGUCGGUGAUUUGAUCGCUGCGGGUAUCACUUACGGCAGUGCAAAGAUGGACUCGACGCGCGCCUGGCGCCUCCCAUCAGCGCUCCUGGGACUGUUCAGCCUUCUAUGCAUCAUCCUCAUUCCGUUCCCACCCGAGUCUCCUCGAUGGCUCCAGAACCAGGGACGCAGCCAGGAGGCUCUAUUGGCGUUGGCCCGGACACAUUCGAAUGGCAGCAUUGACGAUCCUGCUGUGACGGUCCAGUUCCGGCAGAUCACCGACACGCUGGCGUUCGAGAACUCAUCCACGCCCCAUCGCAUCUUCCUGGUCUGCACGGUGGCGGUGUUCGCCAUGCUUUCCGGCAACAAUAUCAUCUCGUACUACUUCGGCACCAUGUUGACGCAGGCCGGGGCCACCGACCCGACCACGCAGCUGGAGAUCAACAUCAUCCUGAGUGCUUGGUGUCUGGUCAUCCCUUUGGUGGGGACUGCCAUGGCCGACAAGCUCGGCCUGAAAUCCCGUGCCGCUGCCUCUACGGGAUUGCUGACCAUCUUAAUCUUCCUGGUCGGCGCCUUGACCAAGCUGUACGGGGUUUCCGACCACAGCUCGGGCAUCUACGGCACGGUCGCCGCAAUCUUCCUAUUCCAGGGAGCCUAUAGCUUUGGCUGGACACCGCUCACGGUGCUGUACCCACCCGAGGUGCUCAACAUCGGCAUCCGCUCGCUCGGCAUGGGGAUCUAUACGUUUCUCGUCAAGGGCGUCGGCCUGCUGGUCACCUUCGCCUUCCCUUUUGCGCUGGAGGCCAUUGGGUGGAAGACGUACAUGAUCAACGGCGCGUGGGACGUGGUGGAGUUAGUCGUCGUGCUGGUCUUCUCGAUGGAGAUCCGUGGACGGACCCUCGAGGAGAUCGACGAGAACCUCGAUGGCGAAGUCCAUUCCGCGGCGCCACCAUUGCAGGCCAUCCUGGACGUUGCGCCGGAGGAGAGAGCCGAGGUUGUCGGUGCACUCGAAUUGAGGAAGGACAAGGACUUUGUGGUCCGAGAGGUCAUGGAGGAGUAG
Molecule: messenger RNA, 1302 nt
Organism: Cladophialophora yegresii CBS 114405
Lineage: Eukaryota; Fungi; Ascomycota; Eurotiomycetes; Chaetothyriales; Herpotrichiellaceae
Exons: 3
Coding region: 1-1302 (433 amino acids)
Biological process (GO): transmembrane transport; carbohydrate transport
Cellular component (GO): membrane
Molecular function (GO): carbohydrate:proton symporter activity
Source: RefSeq, a predicted model, not a curated record